AUGCUCCUCACCCGUCUCCUGGCGGCCACGGCCGCCCUCGCCUCUCUCGUCAAGGCCCAGAACACUUCCGAUGUCGCCCUCAUCCUCGAGCGCCGUCGCAUUGACAUGGCGGACUUCACCACACCCGCCGUUAUGGCCAACGUGUCGAUGUGGCUUGAGACCCAGAGCGCCGAGGGGAUCUGGAGCGACGUCGACUACAGCAUCGGUUGUGACGCCCGGCGCGCCAACUGGCCUAUCCAGCUUCACUGGAUUCGCGUUAUUGCCUUGGCUUCGGCGUGGUCUGGCCUCAACCCCAACGCGCCGGCCGAGUACAACGGCAACGAGGCACUCCUUUCGGCUGCCCUCAAGGGCAUGGACUGGUGGUUUGAGCGUGACUACUCCAACCCAGGCUGCACUGCCGAAGGUGGCAAGGCCCCCUGCCCUUGUGGUACACCUGGAGCGUGGAACCAGAACUGGUUCGGAAACGUGAUCCUCAUCCCGCAGCUUGUUACGACGGCAUGCCUCCUCGUCAUGCCGGCCAAUCUUACCGACUUGCAGAAGGAGAAGUGUUUCACGAUUCCGAACCGCUCGUGGGAGCUGCGCGAUCUCGACAACCCCACCUUUGGGGUGCUCACUGGUGCCAAUAUGGUCAACGUCAUGCAGAAUUCGAUCUCGAUGGGGCUAUUUACCAACAACGAGACUAUUAUCGAGGAGGCAUUCUCCCGUGCAAUGGGUUCCUACCUCUUUGCAGACGCGCCGGCGCAAGACGGCAUACACCGUGACGGUUCGUUCCUCCAGCACGACGGCAUCCUGUACAACGGCAACUACGGCAAGGACGCGCUGAAUGCGUUCAUCCAGCUCGAAGGCGAGGCAAUCGGCACCUCGUUCGCAGCGAACGACACAGUGCGCGAGGCGAUCGCGGCCUUUAUCCGUGGUAACGAGUGGAUGAUCUUCCGUGACAAGACAACCGACCGCCUGCUUUGGGACAUCAAUACGAUUGGGCGCUUCCUCACGUUUCACUCGAGCGACCUCCAGACGUCAGCCGAUAUCAACUUCAACGCAACCAAGCUCGGUAGAGCCGUGGAGGACUUCAGUGGCCCAUUAUAUUUGGGAAACACCGUUCAUCGUCUCCAAACCAACUUCUCGCAGCCGCUGACGGGCAACCGCGCCUUCUUCGCAUCUGACUACAUGGUUCACCGCCGCCGUAACUUCAUGCUCGCCAACAAAAUGCUCUCGUCUCGUUCGUGGAACGCCGAGUACACGAACUCGGCCAACCCUUACGGCUUUUUCCUUGGCCAAGGUACACUGUUCUCGUACGUUACCGGCAACGAGUACAAGGACAUCCAGGCCGGCUGGGACUGGCACCUGAUUCCGGGUACCACGUCGAUCCUGAAUGCUGCGCCUCUGCGCUCAGACAGGGUUGGGUUCAUGGGAAAAUUGAGCUACGUCGGCGUUGUGAGCGACGGUGAGUUUGGCGCAAGCGUCAUGGACUACCUCGACCCAGCGGAUGGAUCGCUGGCAUUCCGUAAGGUCUGGUUCUUCCUGGAGAGGAGUGUGCUCGUGACCACCACAAAGGUUGUCAAAGAAGGGCCCGCUGCAAUCGACAAGCCGGUCGUGACUGUCCUUGACCAGCGCACUGCAGUCGGCGGCGCAGAGGCCGAAGUAGACCGCGAGACUGUGGUCAUUCCUGACACCCUCAACAUUUCUGGCACCACCCUCAUGUACGGCGGCAACGGCUACCUGUCCCACGGUGUGCCCUUCAACCUGACGCUCUCCGCUGGCCCGCGCACAGGGAAUUGGUCGGCCAUCUCGACUUCAACUGCUGGCGUCCAAACCGUCGACAUCUUCUCCGCGUACACCACUAUCCCCUCAUCAACAUACUCGUACGAGUUCUUCCCGGGGACCACCCGUGGCACGUUGCGCCGCGAGAGCCGCCGCCCAUCCACCACCCCCUUGGACCUCGACGGUGUCCUGGGUGCGGUGGGGGAGGACCGCCUGGCUCUCAUCUUCUGGCCCGACUCACCCCUUACGGCUUGUGUGUCACACACCCAGUUCGACAGUGGUGACUUUAGCGUGACGGUCGACAAGCCCGUGGCGCUGCUGUUCAGGCUGGGCCGCCGUCGCCGCGGCGUCCGACCGCUCACGGUCACCGUCGCCAACCCGAGCCAGACGCUCUCUGGCGUCACAGUUACGUUGAAGAGCUCGACCAAGCGCCUCCUCUGUGCAGACGAGCGAUGCACGGAAGGGGACGGUGUCGUCCUGAAUCUUCGUCUGCUCACUGGCGGCUUUGGGGGCAGCAGUGUGAGCGUCAACGUCAACUUUUAG
Molecule: messenger RNA, 2304 nt
Organism: Cutaneotrichosporon cavernicola
Lineage: Eukaryota; Fungi; Basidiomycota; Tremellomycetes; Trichosporonales; Trichosporonaceae
Exons: 5
Coding region: 1-2304 (767 amino acids)
Biological process (GO): carbohydrate metabolic process
Cellular component (GO): extracellular region
Molecular function (GO): carbohydrate binding; lyase activity
Source: RefSeq, a predicted model, not a curated record